AUCAUCCCGACGCGUCGGAUCUCGCGACUUGGAAUCAAGAACAUCAAGCAAAAACCAUGGAAAGCCCUCACGAGCAUCAGCAGAAUUUGCUGCUCUCCCGUAUCAUCACGAAUGUGGAGAAGCUCAAUGAAGCCAUCAUGCUCUUGAACAAGAGUCUUCAAGAAAUCAACAUCCAGAAUAUGAAUGUCGAGUUGGUCGCCCAGAUGUUUAAGAAUUAUCAAUCAAACGUGCUUUUCCAUCUAGAAGCAACGGACUCUCUAAAGGAUCCCUCAUGAUUGUGUACUUGAAGGGAUGGGUUGGGUUUAGGUUACAGGGAGUUGAAGGAAUGUGCAUAGAAUAGAGUCUUGACAGCGAUGAAUGAUGAAUGAUACCAAAUACAACCUGCAAAAC
Messenger RNA from Hyaloscypha bicolor E, 390 nucleotides. Its product is annotated as DASH complex, subunit Dad4. Gene Ontology annotation, cellular component: mitotic spindle; DASH complex. The transcript is spliced from 5 exons. Bases 57 to 275 code for a protein of 72 amino acids. The record is from RefSeq and is a predicted model, not a curated record. Gene Ontology annotation, biological process: attachment of spindle microtubules to kinetochore. Lineage: Eukaryota; Fungi; Ascomycota; Leotiomycetes; Helotiales; Hyaloscyphaceae.